UGCUUUCAGGGACAUCUUCGUGGAUUCCCAGGACUUAUUUCACCAAAAGCAAGAUGGCAGAACUCAAUACACAUGUGAAUGUCAAGGAAAAGAUUUAUGCAGUUCGAUCAGUUGUUCCUAACAAAAGCAAUAAUGAAAUAGUCCUGGUGCUACAACAAUUUGACUUCAAUGUGGAUAAAGCAGUACAAGCCUUUGUGGAUGGCAGUGCAAUUCAAGUUCUAAAAGAAUGGAAUAUGACAGGCAAAAAGAAGAACAAUAAAAGAAAAAGAAGCAAGUCCAAGCAGCAUCAAGGUAACAAAGAGGCUAAAGAGAAAGCAGAGAGACCAGAUGUGGUACCCCAGCAACCACAGGCACUGCAGAUACAAAACGGCCACGCUCAUGCCUAUGAGAAGGACAGUUCGUCCACCGACUCCACCCACGAAAAGCCCACCCUUCUCCCACGUGAGAAAAAAAUCUCCAUACUCGAGGAGCCUUCCAAGGCACUUCGUGGGGUCGCAGAAGACAACAGACCACUGCAACAGAAACUAUCCUUAGAUGACAACCCCAAACCUUUGCAUGGAACCACAGAGAGGUCAGAUGGCCUACAGUGGUCAGCUGAGCAACCUUGUAACCCAAGCAAGCCUAAGGCAAAAACAUCUCCUGUUAAGUCCAAUGUCCCUGCAGCUCAUGUUGAAAUAAAGCCAGAUGAGUUGGCAAAGAAAAGAGGGCCAAAUAUUGAGAAAUCAGUGAAGGACUUGCAACGCUGCACUGUGUCUCUAACCAGAUAUCGGGUCAUGAUUAAAGAAGAAGUGGACAGUUCCGUGAAGAAGAUCAAAGCUGCCUUUGCUGAGUUACACAACUGCAUCAUUGACAAAGAAGUUUCCUUAAUGGCAGAAAUGGAUAAAGUUAAAGAAGAAGCCAUGGAAAUUCUGAGUGCUCGUCAGAAGAAAGCAGAAGAACUAAAGAGACUUACUGAUCUAGCCAGUCAGAUGGCAGAGAUGCAGCUGGCCGAACUCAGGGCAGAAAUUAAGCACUUUGUCAGCGAACGUAAAUAUGAUGAAGAGCUCGGGAAAGCUGCCCGAUUCUCCUGUGACAUUGAACAGCUAAAGGCCCAAAUCAUGCUCUGCGGAGAGAUUACACAUCCAAAGAACAGUUACUCCUCAAGAAGUCCGGGCAGCGCCCUACUGCCUCUGCUGAACACUCACGCAGCAAACUCUGGGAAGCAGAGUCAUUUUGCCCGAAAAGCAUCCAAUCACAACAAGUCCUCAGAGGGUAAAACAGCAAACCCAAAACUGCUGAGUAAUCCUCCCAGCUCCACAGACACCUCUCACCAGGCCAUGCCCACUAACAAGCAGAAUGGGCCUUCUAACCAAAGACGAAGAUUUAAUCCACAGUAUCAUAACAACAGGCCAAAUGGGCCGGCCAAGUCGCAGGGUGGUGCCGGGGAAGCUGAUCCCAUGAUGAAAGGCAACAACCGCCAUGAACACAGAAGACAAUCACACAAUGGCUUCCGUCCCAAAAAUAAAGGUGGCACCAAAAACCAGGAGGCCCCCUUGGGGACAAAGACCCCCGAGGCCACUGCCCACUCAGAAAAGCCACGGCGAAGGCAGCACCCCGCAGAUAACUCGGAGGCCAGGCCUUUCCGGGGUGCUGUUGCCAGGGUUCCGCAAUGCAAUCUGUGCCCCACGAGAAUUGAAGUUCCCACGGAUGCUGCGGUUCUCUCAGUCCCAGCCGUGACAUUGGUGGCCUGAACCAGGAGAGAUAAAUGGUCGUUUUCACUCCAUUUUGGUUCCCUGCCCGAGGUGCUGACCCAAUUCGCUGCCAAAAAGAGAGUCACUGGGAAUCUACGAACCCCGUUUGGUUGUGUCACCCUCUCUGAAUCAUUUUUACUAACCCUAAUAAUCACGGCUAGCUUGCUUCAUAACUUUCAUGGCUUUGCUUGAUCUGUUGACGCUUUUUCCCAUCGAGACAUUGCAGCAUUUUAGCAAGGCAGUAUUUACUCAUUUGUUAGGAAAAUCAAGAUGUGGCUGAAGACCAGAGACUCAGUAGCAGCCUAUGUUGUAGCGUGAUGUCAGUCCAUUGAUUGUCUUUAAAGAGUUACUGUUGCAAAAAAAAAAAAAACCUUAAUGAUUAGACAAACAUGAUCUGCUAAAGACACAUGCGCUUUUGUAGAAUUUAACAUCUGGUGUUUUUCUGAAAAAUAUAUAUAUACAUAUAUUGCUUUAUUUGAAACAAAUUAAAAUAUGCUGCAUUUGA
Messenger RNA from Chrysochloris asiatica (Cape golden mole), 2235 nucleotides. RefSeq names its product spermatogenesis associated, serine-rich 2-like (gene SPATS2L). Gene Ontology annotation, molecular function: protein binding. The record is from RefSeq and is a predicted model, not a curated record. Gene Ontology annotation, cellular component: cytoplasm. The transcript has 12 exons. Bases 54 to 1730 code for a protein of 558 amino acids. Lineage: Eukaryota; Metazoa; Chordata; Mammalia; Afrosoricida; Chrysochloridae.